This is a messenger RNA of Fusarium coffeatum, 648 nucleotides long. RefSeq lists its product as uncharacterized. The transcript has 3 exons. Gene Ontology annotation, molecular function: S-adenosylmethionine-dependent methyltransferase activity. NCBI's taxonomy places the organism in Eukaryota, Fungi, Ascomycota, Sordariomycetes, Hypocreales, Nectriaceae. The record is from RefSeq and is a predicted model, not a curated record. Bases 1 to 648 code for a protein of 215 amino acids.
AUGACAAUCGAAGAAGAUCAACAACUCAGUCUCUCUGAGUACUGGGACAGUCGCUACGUCACCUCGAAUAGCGAUGAGCCAACCCACGAAUGGUUCCGCUCAUUCGACCAUCUCCUUCCAUUCCUGUCAAAGAACCUCCUCGACCAACCAGGUCGCACAGCGCAGGAUAACCCGAAAAUUCUUCAUCUAGGUUCAGGCGAUAGCGUUGUACCUGCUGAACUUGCCGGCCGCGGCUACAAAAACCAGCUAUGCGUUGAUUUCUCACCCGUGGUAGUCGAUCUCAUGACGGAGCGACACAAAGAUAUUCCCGGAAUCGAAUGGCAACGAGUCGACGUUCGAGAUAUGCCAUCUGUUACCACCGGCUCCAUUGACGUAGCUUUUGAUAAGGGUACACUGGAUGCCAUGAUCUAUGGUAGUCCUUGGAGUCCGCCUGAUGAAGUCAAGGAAAACACCAGCAAAUAUCUCAAGGAGGUGCAUCGUGCGAUGAAGGACGAUGGUGUCUUUCUCUACAUCACCUUUAGACAGCCUCAUUUUAUGAAAUUGCUGCUUAACCCGGAUAACAUUUGGGACAUGGAGAUGGAGGUUUUGGGUGGUGGAGGAAUGUUGGAUUACUAUGGAUAUGUUAUCAGAAAGUCCAAGCCUCAAUAA